GCGGCGGCCGCGGACAUGGCGCUGGCUCCGCUCCUGCGCUGCGGCGGCCGGCGGGCGCGGCUGCCGGGGUGGGACACACUGUGUUCAAGAUGGUGCCUUAUAACUUCACAUAAGCUCUAUUCAUCUGUGUAUGAUCCAAAUGAAAAGACUUUUGAAAAACUGCUAAUUGCCAACAGAGGAGAGAUUGCAUGCCGAGUCAUCAAAACGUGUAAGAAGAUGGGGAUCAAAACGGUUGCCAUACACAGUGAUGUCGAUGCCAAUGCUGUUCAUGUGAAAAUGGCGGACGAAGCUGUCUGUGUUGGCCCAGCUCCCACCAGCAAAAGCUACCUCAACAUGGAUGCCAUCAUGGAAGUCAUUAGGAAAACCAGGGCCCAAGCUGUACACCCAGGAUAUGGAUUUCUUUCAGAAAAUAAAGAAUUUGCUAGACGUUUGGCAUCAGAAGGUGUCACCUUCAUUGGACCUGACACACAUGCUAUUCAAGCUAUGGGAGACAAGAUUGAAAGCAAAUUGUUAGCCAAGAAUGCAAAGGUCAACACAAUCCCUGGCUUUGAUGGAGUAGUCAAGGAUGCAGAUGAAGCUGUCAGAAUUGCAAGGGAAAUUGGCUACCCUGUCAUGAUCAAGGCCUCAGCAGGUGGUGGUGGGAAAGGCAUGAGAAUCGCUUGGGAUGAUGAAGAGACCAGGGAAGGUUUUAGGUUUUCGUCUCAAGAAGCUGCUUCAAGUUUUGGUGAUGAUCGCUUACUGAUAGAAAAGUUCAUUGAUAACCCUCGUCACAUAGAAAUCCAGGUUUUGGCAGAUAAACAUGGCAAUGCCUUGUGGUUGAAUGAAAGAGAAUGCUCCAUUCAAAGGAGAAACCAGAAGGUUGUGGAGGAGGCACCAAGCACUUUUCUAGACCCUGAAACUCGAAAAGCAAUGGGAGAACAAGCAGUAGCUCUUGCCAAAGCAGUAAAGUAUUCCUCUGCUGGAACAGUAGAAUUCCUUGUAGACUCCAGUAAGAAUUUCUACUUCUUGGAAAUGAAUACUAGACUUCAGGUUGAACAUCCCGUCACAGAAUGCAUUACCGGCCUGGACUUAGUCCAAGAAAUGAUCCGUGUUGCCAAGGGUUACCCUCUCAGGCACAAACAGGCUGAUAUUCCCAUCAACGGCUGGGCGGUUGAAUGUCGAGUUUAUGCUGAGGACCCCUACAAAUCUUUUGGCCUACCAUCCAUCGGUAAACUGUCUCAGUAUCAGGAGCCAUUGCAUGUGCCAAAUGUACGUGUUGACAGUGGUAUACAACAAGGAAGUGACAUUAGCAUUUAUUAUGAUCCCAUGAUCUCAAAACUGAUUACCUAUGGCUCUAAUAGAGCUGAAGCACUGAAAAGAAUGGAAGAGGCUUUGGACAACUACGUAAUUCGAGGUGUAGCUCACAAUAUUUCUUUACUGCGAGAAGUCAUCGUCCAUCCACGCUUUGUUCAAGGAGACAUCAGCACUAAAUUCCUUCCUGAAGUCUAUCCUGAUGGUUUUAAAGGACACAAGUUGACAGAUCUUGAAAGAAGACAACUACUGGCAACAGCAGCAUCUUUAUAUGUGGCUGAACAACUGAGAUCACAGCGAUUUUUAGGGACUCCAAGAAUUCCUAUUGCUAAAUCAAAGAGAAGUAGCUGGGAGCUCUCUGUGCAUCUAGGAGAUGGAAUUUACCCAGUUGCAGUUUCAAAGCAUGGCUCAUCAUUUUCUGUGGAAGUUGAUGGGAUGAAACUAAAUGUGACCAGCGAGUGGAACCUGGCUUCACCCUUGUUGUCUGUCACCAUUGAUGGCACUCAGAGGACCAUACAGCGGAUUUCUCGGAAUGCCUCUGGCGAGACCAGCAUUCAGUUUCUAGGCACAGUGUACAAAUUGCAAAUCCUGACGAAGGUUGCUGCGGAGCUGAGCAAGUACAUGCCAGAGAAAGCAGCAGAGGACACCUCCAGCAUUUUGAGAUCUCCCAUGCCUGGAACAGUGGUGGCAGUUUCUGUCAAGCCUGGAGACAUGGUUUCGGAAGGUCAAGAGAUUUGUGUAAUUGAAGCAAUGAAAAUGCAGAACAGUAUGAUUGCUGCUAAAACAGGCAAGGUAAAAGCUGUGCACUGCAAAGCUGGGGACACCGUUGGAGAAGAAGAUCUGCUGGUGGAACUGGAAUGAAAGGUUGCCUCCACACUAUUGAAUUAACUCAGCCUUUAUUAUUUUUAUCUGUAAAGUAACAUUAAGACAAUUCAACACAGAAAACAGACAGUACUAUGCACAAGAUUUUAUACAGGCAUAUUUACUGUAUCAGUGGUUAAGACAGCAAACACAGAUGUUAAAUCUUGGCAACAGAUCCCAGAUUUUUACUUCCAGAAAUACUUGUACAUAACCUUUGUAAUGCUUUGAUUUUUCAGGAUCAAAUAAAAUCAAUAAAAUACCAUUUCUGCUUUGAAACAGGAAAAGCCUCUUUUUAAAAAAAAAAAAGAAAACACAACAAA
Messenger RNA from Melospiza georgiana, 2471 nucleotides. It is a transcript of the gene PCCA, whose product is annotated as propionyl-CoA carboxylase subunit alpha. The transcript has 24 exons. NCBI's taxonomy places the organism in Eukaryota, Metazoa, Chordata, Aves, Passeriformes, Passerellidae. Gene Ontology annotation, molecular function: ATP binding; propionyl-CoA carboxylase activity; metal ion binding. Gene Ontology annotation, cellular component: mitochondrion. The record is from RefSeq and is a predicted model, not a curated record. Bases 16 to 2151 code for a protein of 711 amino acids.